Molecule: messenger RNA, 8429 nt
Organism: Schistosoma haematobium
Lineage: Eukaryota; Metazoa; Platyhelminthes; Trematoda; Strigeidida; Schistosomatidae
Product: Glycogenin-1
Exons: 3
Coding region: 281-685 (134 amino acids)
Cellular component (GO): cytoplasm
Molecular function (GO): glycosyltransferase activity
Source: RefSeq, a predicted model, not a curated record
UAAAAAAACGUGUAGUGUACGAGUAGUUUUACAAGUUUCAGCUGUUCUGACGGAGUUGCAACUUACACCUUAUAAAUCUUCACUUCCUGUCAAGUAACAUGUGUGAAGCAUUCGUUACUUUAGCAACAAAUGAUGAAUACGCAUGUGGUGCUCUUGUUUGGGCACAUUCAUUGCGUGAAGUAAAGACGACGAGACAGGUUGUGUGUUUGGCAACAAAACAGGUUUCAAAGCAAAUGCUGUAUGAAUCAAUUGCUGUUAUUGUAUUAUUCUUAGAGAUAUUAUGGGGUCUGUAUUUGACCAUGUAGAAUUCGUUGAUGUACUUGAUAGCAAAGACGAAACGAACUUAGCAUUACUUUCGAGACCAGACUUGGGGGUAACCUUCACAAAGCUUCAUUGUUGGAGAUUAACUCAGUAUACGAAAGCUGUUUUUAUGGAUGCUGACACUAUGGUAUUGAAAAAUAUUGAUGAUUUAUUUGAGCGGGAGGAACUCAGUGCUGCUCCGGAUCCAGGUUGGCCAGACUGUUUCAAUUCCGGAGUUUUUGUUUUCAAACCGUCAUUGGAAACAUACAAGAAGAUACUAAGUUUUGCUGUUAGCCAUGGAAGCUUUGAUGGGGGCGAUCAAGCAAGUUUUAAUAUUUUUACCGUGAUAGUGGAGAAAAUUUGCUGCUUAGGUGUAUGCUUUUAGUGGAGUUUCGUUUUAUGACUUGGGUGGUUUGAUCUUGGAGCUCUCGUUGUUUUUCUGAACGGUAUCAUUAGCACAAACUUGAGGUAGAAGUGAAGGGUUCGCAUUUCUUUACACAUGACUCAGCCUAUCCUAUCGACCUCGAUCGUUUAUUGUCGACGUUUAACCUGUUGUUGUCUGUUUCUUUAUUUUGUUUGUAUCUCCUUUUGAUCUGAUCCUCAGUCCUAUAUUCGUCUACGAGUUUUCCGAUUCGUCGAUGGACUGGAUAGAUUUAACUGUGUUCGUUGGUUGCUAACUGACUUGAGCACCAAGCUUCUAGAAACUCCCUAGUGUUCUAGGUAUUCCUCCACUCCAUGAUUUCAACAUUUGUCCAGUCAAAUGUGUCCAUAGUUGUCCAUAUUGAUUGAUGUAACCGAAGGUAUGUCAUGGCGUAUUAACGCCAAUUGAUGUUCAUCCAGACGAAGAUAGAGGGAUCGUCCAUUUUAUCCUAUGUAGUGUUUUAUGUAAUCAUAAUGGUUUAUUUCGUAGGUGACGUUCAGUUUUUCUUCUUUUUUUUAUUUCAUCUUUUGGUUUGGAUAGGAUUUAUCGAAGUGGUUCUGCUGAUUGUGCCUUACGCCUUCAAUUAUCGCUUUGUGCUUUUUGAUAUGUUUUUACGCGUAGUAGAAUGGUCUGUUUGCUAGUUUCUAUACUCGAUUUUGUUUCUACAGAUGAGUUGGCUUGACGUUUGUUUCUGAAUUUGUGCAGUGAGCCGUUCUUUUGGAAGAUAUUCGUCAGACAUUUUUUCUCUCUGCAGUAUAUUUACCCCUCCUCUCGACUAAAGUUUGUACGCGGUUGAUUGUGUGAAUCCUUGAGUUGUUGCCACCGUAGUUGAGAAUUUGGUCUGUGUAGUUUGGCUUCCGAUAUACUUUAGUCCUCCGUUUUCCUGUAUUGGUUCCGGUGAUCAGUACACCCAAGAAUGAUAGUUUGUUGUUCGACUCCUUUUCUAUUGUGAAUUUUACAUAAUCGAAGACGUUGCUGAUCAGAUUGUGGUUAUUCUUCAGCUCUUCCUUUUUGGUGUUGAUGAAUGUGUUGUCCACAAAACGAAUCUACAUUUAUGACUUGAACAUUGGUGAAAUCGAAGCUUUCAGUCUCUGCAUUACUGAUUCUGCGAUAAGUCCUGAUAUUAGUAAUUCUAUCGGUGUUCCUUUCGUUUAUUCGUAGAUUUUAUUGAGUCAAAAAUAUAUUGUCAGACAUUAAUAGAUGAGUUGUAGUAGACUUUGAAGCCUCAUUUACUUAGGGAGAUUUGUAUCAUUUUUGAGGAGCAGGAAUAAAGUUUCUUUUGCCAAGCUUGAUUCAGUUGAGGUGAGUAAGGCUGCUACGUCGGAGCAUAUAAUUAUUUUGUCGUUGUUGAUCUAAAUCUCCUUAGUCCUAUCCAAGAAUUGUAUGGGAGGUUUGAUGGAGUGGUUGGAUGGACCCACCUAAUGUUUAAAUAUUGAAAUUUAUUGAUACUUUGUAUGUUGAUGUUCCGGGACGUGAUACGAUUGGACCUAGUGGAAUGUUUGGUUUGUAUAUUUUUGGCCUACCGUAGAGUCGGAGUACAGGUCUACUAGAUUUCAUUCUUCAUUGAUCUUGGUUUGAUAUUUGACCUGCUUUAAUAAGUUUGUUUAAGAUCCUUGAUAUUUACUUGUGUUGAUUGUUUUAUAUAUGCUUUUAUUCUCAGGUAGUUCGUCGGAUUUACUGAUAUACUCUUCCUUAUAGUAAAUCUUUUCUCCACUAGAACUAUGACAAUAUAUUUCCUACUUCUGAGUUUCUUUAAGGCUUUUCGUUCUUGUGCGGUCGGUUAGGUGUUAUCUUUCUUCUUUCGAGUUGGUGGUACUAUGGUUUGGCUUAUAUCCUGUUGAGUUUCUUCAUUUAUUCUGGCAGUUUUGAGUGGUAAUUCUAGUGCGGCGAAGAAUUCUGGUUCUGAGGCGUCACUUGUAUUGUAAUCUAAUCUUUUUGGAAUUGUUCUUCAGAGGUUGUUUUGAUAGGUUGACCAGGCGAUUGUUUGUGUUUUCUUCUGUGGGUGACUUUCAAAUCUUGAUAGAUUUUUCUUUAAGGGUGUCUCUUCUUCGUUCUCUGUGUUAUCUGCUUGAUACCUCGAUCGCCGUUGUCCUUCUUUGGUUAUCCAUGAUGUGUUGGUAUUUUUGGAUUCUGUAAUGUUCAUAACUUACCAUAAGGUGUACCAUUUUCCUUCCACCUUGGUUAGCUAUUAAUCGUCCACUUGGUCAGUUGAUCGGUGUUCCGUAUCUUACACUUUUUAGCAAAACAUGCGGAUGAAGAUACUCUUGGAUAAGGUAAAGUUCUCGAGUGGAAGCCUGUCUUUUGGCGAAAAGUUCCCGUUUUCGAACGACGAGGAGCGCGCUUUACUCAUAUGAUUUUAAAAUGAUGGAGAAGAUUUGUAGUUCAUGUGGGUCAGAAAAGGUUAAGGACAAAUAUAGGACCAAGAAUCAGAAUCAAAAUAAAGGGGCAGAUAACAACAUGUUGAAGGUUGACAGGAAAAGCUGAGUCAUAUGUGGAGAAAUGCGGAUCCUUCACUUCUACUUCAAGUUUGUACUGAUGGUGAUGUUUAGAAGACCAAUGGAAGUCUCACGACCAAAUCAUCCAGCCCAGGGAUUAAUUUUUGUUUUAACACAGGAGGGUACGAAUACAAAAUUGUUUUUGUAUUACGUCAGUAAUCAAGUUUUCUUGAAUUUGAAUGCAUGUUAUCCAGUUUUGUGCGUUGGGCUGAUUUUAUUUGCUAAAAUGUUUCUACAGGAUUAGCGUAUAUCGAUACUAUUACGAAUUCUACUACUCUGGCUUCCCACUGUGCUGAUGUGUUGUGACAACUUUAACUGAUGGAUAUGUACGCCAGUUCUACGUUAUGUAUGACCGACUGAUAUACAGAUGAUGAGACUACCGAAUGGGUUACACUGAAGUUAGGUGUAGAUUGCUAAGUGCAUAUGGUUAGUCCGUCAUGUAGUUUGAUAAUAUUUAAUGAAUAAUAUAGUUGCAACAUAAUUUAUGGAUUCCGUAAUAAAAUCCUUUUCACAAGACUUAUUCAGAUUUAGGGAUUGUUGAUUUAUUCUAUUUCAGUGCUAAAACGGCCAUUUUGCGUCCACAAUAGUUGUCUGUCCACUCGUUUCUUUCUUGUGAAUCUAGAACAUAGAAUUUCAAUCUCGGAAAGUUAGAGAGAAUCAUUUAUAUUUGAUUUGACAACAGCAUGCGAAGUAGUCACUUAUCUGAACUAAUAUUAAGGUGAUCGAGCACCUUAAAAUAAAAGUUUUAAAUAUUUUGUUUUAUUACUUCAUAUUAAGGAGACGUAAAUAAUUUAGACAUUAUACCUGUUACUGAUAUGAAAAUGUAGUAUUUAAUGUUGGAUUGAAAAUGUACGUGUGGAUUGUGAAAAAUUAGUCAUGAUUUCCGAUUUUUCAAAAGAAGUCAACCUUUUUUUCCACCUCUUUAUCUUCAGGGUCUGCUGAAUAUCUUCUUCUCCGACUGGGCAACCAAAGAUAUUCGUCUUCAUUUACCGUUCAUUUACAAUGUCAUCAGCCAAGCAUUUUACUCCUAUCCACCUGCCUUUAUUCAUUUUCGUAAUAAAAUUCGUGUUGUUCAUUUUAUUGGGUCUGAGAAACCUUGGCACUGUGAACUGGACAAAUUCGGACAAGUCAUUGUUCGUGAUCCCACAAGUGUUGGAACUCCUGAAUUUUUGCAGCACUGGUGGAAUUUAUUUAUGACCCACGUUCAUCCAAAACUAACCCCUGGUGAGGUAAGUGAAUUACUCAUGAAUACGUCCAUCAAUACACCAUUAUUAAACCAAAUAUAACAAUUUGGAACUUUACUUGUAUCAUUUAUCGGACAGAAUGGUUCUACAAACCAAAAAUAAUCAUAUCUUGUUGAAAAAUGAAUCUCUUCAAACCUUUGAGAAAUAUUAAGGAGUUUAAUUUUUUAAUUAUGUUAUUUAUUAAUAACGACUGAAAACUGUUUUGUAGUUUUACUUUAUAUUUACCGUGUGUUAUAAGUAAGGUCAAUAGCUCCAUGUUCAAAACCAUACUUUCUGAGUGAGUACUGUCAAAGUUCCAAUUUUGUAUUCGGUUAUCACUGAAAGGCUGAAUAACUUGAUAAUACCAAAUCCCUUCAAAUUCUCUUUGUGUUUUAUAACAUGUGAGAAGUGUUUAUCAAAACUUCUGAAUUAAGGUAGUCUAUUACCUGUCAGGUUAAGCACUAACUUCUGUCGUAUUAAGAGCCUAAAAUUUACCUAUGUGGAUGCUUCAUAUGAUCAGUUUAUGCUUUUUAUUUACACUAGAUACAAGUUUGUGGGAAUCAGUUGUUUAGAGGAAAAACUAAGUUCACUGGAAUGUUAGAUCACAAACGAUAUUUAACAGUAUCAUUUACUUAAUUUAUUGGUUCAGAUCUAAAAUAGAUCUUUCCAUAUAUUAAGUUUCUAUUCUAAAUAGUAUAGUAGCUAGUAGGUAUUUGGAAUUAAUAGGAUCAUAUAACAUGGUGAGCACUUUUCCUAUCGUAGGUAACGCAUAUUCGCUUGAUACUAUUACAAAUUCUUUCAAAAUUCAUCAAUAAUAAUCCGUAAAUUGAGUCGAGCAUAAUUAAUUACACUCACUUGUUGUAUGUAAUAAUCUCUAUCCUUUGUUUAUGGGAAUAAGUUUCAGUCUUUGCCACCAAAUAAUACUAAAUGAAAAGCUAGUUACCACACAAGAGUAUUGAACAGUUAAUGUGAGUUAUCAUUCAUUAUCAAAAACAAUAGACCCUAGUGAUAAUAAUUUCAUCAGACGUUACGUAAGUACCGUUGCUUAAAUUUUAUUGGUUUGUGAGAUCAAACGUAUUGAUAGAGGGGGGCAGAUUUACUAUGCUGCAAACCCAUCAACUGUAACUCUAUCGUCAUGUUAUUUUAAAGUUAAUAGCUUUAUCUCAGAUAAAGGAACCACGUUUUACCACUAUUUCUAAACUGACACGAAAUAAGUAUACAUCUCUCCUUGUUUUUAAGAUGCCCUGUCUACACAGUAUUGUUUUAAAAUGGAAUUUGUCACGUUUGUGAUGUUCCUAAUUUGAUGGAAGUCUCAACGCCUUAACUUUUACAAUAAUAAUAAAACUCACACUUUACUAACGAAAUUUUAUGUUGGAGACUUCUAACCAUAUUUAUCACAUGUUCACCCGUCUGGGCUUAUGAAAGCGAAUUUGUUUCAUUAAUAUUUCAUUGAGGUUACUAUUUACAGUUUUGAAUGGAAGGAGACAUUUUACAUGGAUAUUCUUUUGUUAUUUUGAAUAUAGCUGGUUUGUUAAAAAGUUCAUUUUUGUUUUCCUUUACAAAAAUCAACCGUUGAAAUGAUAUUUGUCUGUCCUAAUUGACUUUUUAUAGAUUUUAUCAACGCUGCAGGUAAGAAUUAUUCUGUGGAUGUUGUCGAUGCUCUGAAGUCGUUAUAUCACCUAUGUAUCUGCCAUUACAUUUUAACUGUAGUUGGUUUAUUCUAACAUUAAUUAUUAUUUUUUUAUAGAGUAGUGAAAUGGUUUACUUGUCUUUUUAUAUAUUUCCGGAAAAAAUUAACAGAGCGAUUUUGUGGGUAAAUUGGCUCAGAUUGAGAUAAGUCAAUCUUCCUCAAGCUUGACUCAAGCCAGUGAUGAAUCUGAAAGACAAUUGGCAUGGGAACGUGGGCAAAUGGAUUAUAUGGGUUCUGAUUCAUUUGAAAAAAUACAAAAUCUUCUGGAAUCAAAAAUCAAAAAAUAGAAACUAGUAUAUAGUAAGUAAGUAAGUAGCAAUUAGCAGCAAUACAUAUGAGAGUAGACGCACAAGUUAUGCAGACUGAGCAUGCAUGCAUACUUACAUUUUGCUACGCAUUGAAUACCCAAAUUUUUAACUGCUGCUCACAUGUUUUGACACAUCAGUCUUAUAAACAAACAGUAAUAACUCCUAAUGAUUGCAAUAUCUCUUGUUCUACAUAGAUUAAAAAGAGGUAUACCAUAAGCUGAUUUUUUGAAUUAUUCUGCCUUAAAUUAUUCCUAAUUCAUUUUGCUUAUAUUUCUGCUCAUUACUGUUUGUUUUUGAUUUUGUGGUUACUUUUCAUUGAUAAUCUUGUGGAUAUAUUGGACCAAUGAUAUAUAUAUAUAAUUACCAAGUAUUUCUUCAGAUUAUUUCAAUAGAAUUAAUAACUCAUACUAUUUCUAUGAUUUAUUUCAUUCUCACCAUUUUGGUUUUCAUAUUCUUCUAUGUAAUUUUGAAGUGUUUAUCUUGACUAUUUAAAGUUUCCAAUUUUCCUUUUUAUUUCACUUUAAUCUACUUUCGUGUUUUUAUGAAAAACUACUUUGUAUUUGAGUUAUAUAUAUAUUGUUGAAGUUAGUAUAAUAGAAUAUUGUUUUACUUAUGACAAGUACAUAUGUAGAAUGGUUCGAUUUUUGUUCUGGUGAAAUAUUUCCUCUUGAGUUUUCAAACGUUUUCCUUAAAUUAGUAUCUGAUAUUGUUCCACUGGCACUUUAUCAUGUGUGAAAGAUUAUUUCUUCUAUCACAUUAUUCAUUUCUUUUCUUUUUACCAUUACUUUCAUGAAUUUAGGCUUGCUUCUUUCUUGUCAUUGUAGCUAUAAAAGAAAAAAAAACAAUAGCCUAAUCAGUUAUGAUUUUUGCAUUACUUUGAUAUCCACUCUUUUUUGUUGUUGUUGUUUUUGUUGAUAAAGAUGUCUUCCAUUCAUAAUGUUUUAUGGAAAGUAAAGCAACCUGUAAAUUUUCUUCAUGUGUUCCUUACGUUUAAUUUAGUGAAAUAGUAAACAGAAAUUGUUUAUAUUUGAAAGAAAAACAAUUUAUUCAAUUUUUCAUAAAUGUAUUUAAAGAUGCUCUCUAACAAAACAAAAAAACACAGUCCAAAAUUUAUUAGCUUUCGCAAAAAUGAAGAUAAGUGAGAAUUGUUAUUAUUCGUCAAAGAAAAAAUACAUUCUCAGGAAUCAUUUUUUUUGUUAAGUAAAAAUAAAUAUUUUAAUUCAAUGCGUAGUCAAGUUUAUCAUUUUAUCCACCAUACUAAUAAUUGAAAACGUGCUAUAGUUUGAUUGGUUAUCAUCAUUUCUUACUUGAUGUACUAUAGAUCCAAUGUAGACGAAGUAAUUAGAAUGGUAUUAAAUAUUAGUAAAUAGUUUUUUUCAAACAUAUGAUAAGCUUCUUCAAAAUAUAAGUAAUCUUUAAGGAAAUGUACCAGUUUGCUUUCACAUAUGUCGUAUAUUUCACUUAAUGGAGUAAAACGCCAUUAAAAUUCAUUUAAUGGAUGUUUCUGGUUUCACUUUAAAAGAAUUUACUUUGUCAAAACAUUUCUCUGUUGUUAUACUGCAAACUAAUGUAUAUUUUCGAAUGAAGAUAUCUGAUCGUGUUACAAUCAUUUAAAAUAGUAAAUUUAUUUGAUCCCACUCUUAUUCUUAAUAAGUUUCCUUUUUUCGCCCAGGUAUUUGUGUUACCUUUCAACAACAAUAAAAUACAAAAACUCAGGUGAUAUGUGAACGUUCUUAGUUUAUAAAAAAAUUGUCAUCGUCAUUUGGUUUUCGAAAAAAAUAUGCUUUGAUCUCGGUCAGAUUAUCAACUAGCCACUGAUUUGUUAGAGAACUGAUAAGAUUUAUUUGGUAGCUAUCGUAAGAAAAAUAGUCGGGCUUGUAAAUAACUUCGACAGUAUAUAACGUUCUCCAAAAGAUUUUAAUAAUCUAGUCUUCAUUUGAAUUUUUAUAACAAAUGAGCAUAAUUCGACAGGGCAACUAAACUUAAUAUCAC